GUGUUUCUCACCAGGGUGUCUUCAAGACCUUGGCAGCUGGGGCUGGAUCUUGACAGGCAGCCUUCAGCUUUUGUGAGAAGCAGAGAUGGGCCGUUCUCUUUCGUCACAUUGAGUGAGUGUUGCCUGUGCUAGGGGUGAGGAUAAAUGAUUUGGAACUUGUGGUCCAGUGAGAGGCAGACAGAAAAACACUGAAUACACUCAAUACAGAGGAACCCUUAAAAGUUCUGGGGGCACUGACUUGGCUUAGCUAAUGGAGCUAUGUGCGUGGGCCACACGCCAGAGGUUUCAAGGACUAGCUGACGUAUAAGUAGGGCCUUGCAGGAUAAGUAGGAUGUCCCCAGGGGAAGCUGGGCAGGACCUCUCUUAGACUCCAGGAGCACAAACAGCCACCAAACCACCGGGGUGGGUUUGGGGAUGGUGACUGGGUUAACUGGAGCAGUCUCUAUCACACGGGCUCUGUGACAGGGACUGCACAAGUUUAGCUGUACCUUCAGGUUUUUUCUGAGCAAGACUUGUGUUCUGUAGGGGAGGAACACAGUCCAAGGUCCUUUUACUCUCAGAGGAUGGGCAGAUCCUGGCAGAAGCGGAUGGACUCAGCACAAAUCACUGGCUGAUCGGGACAGACAAGUGUGUGGAGAGGAUCAACGAGAUGGUGAGCAGGGCCAAGCAGAAAGCAGGAGUGGAUCCCCUGGUGCCUCUACGAAGCUUGGGCCUAUCCCUGAGCGGUGGGGAGCAGGAGGACGCGGUGAGGAUCCUGAUGGAGGAGCUGAGGGACCGAUUUCCCUACCUGAGUGAAAGCUACGUAAUCACCACCGAUGCCGCUGGCUCCAUCGCCACAGCUACGCCAGAUGGUGGGAUCGUGCUCAUCUCUGGGACAGGCUCCAACUGCAGGCUCAUCAACCCAGAUGGCUCUGAGAGUGGCUGCGGCGGCUGGGGCCACAUGAUGGGGGACGAGGGCUCAGCCUACUGGAUUGCACACCAGGCAGUGAAAAUAGUGUUCGACUCCAUCGACAACCUGGAGGCAGCUCCUCAUGACAUUGGCUACGUCAAACAGGCCAUGUUCAGCUACUUCCAGGUGCCAGACCGGCUAGGAAUCCUCGUACACCUGUAUAGGGACUUUGAUAAAUCCAGGUUUGCUGGGUUUUGCCGGAAAAUUGCAGAAGGUGCUCAGCAGGGAGACCCCCUCUCCCGGUACAUCUUCAGGAAGGCUGGGGAGAUGCUGGGCAGGCACGUGGUGGCAGUGUUGCCUGAGAUUGACCCGGUCUUGUUCAAAGGGGAGAUUGGCCUCCCCAUCCUGUGUGUGGGCUCUGUGUGGAAGAGCUGGGAGCUGCUGAAGGAAGGUUUCCUGUUGGCGCUGACCCAGGGCAGAGAGAUCCAGGCUCAGAACUCCUUCUCCAGCUUCACCCUGAUGAAGCUCAAUCACUCCUCUGCCCUGGGCGGUGCCAGCCUAGGGGCCAGGCACAUCGGGCACCUCCUCCCCUUGGACUACAGUGUCAAUGCCGUUGCCUUCUACUCUUAUACCUUCUCCUAGGGGGCUGGCCCUGGCUCCACCCCCUCCGUGGCCAGUGGACAAUGGGUGCUGGGAGGGAAGGGGCUUUUCUUUCCUUUCCUUUUUUUUCCCCAAAGGAAAAACAGAGAAAAUAAAUGCACUUUACCCACUCCCCA
Messenger RNA from Myotis davidii, 1665 nucleotides. RefSeq names its product N-acetylglucosamine kinase (gene NAGK). Gene Ontology annotation, molecular function: N-acetylglucosamine kinase activity. Lineage: Eukaryota; Metazoa; Chordata; Mammalia; Chiroptera; Vespertilionidae. The record is from RefSeq and is a predicted model, not a curated record. The transcript has 9 exons. The coding region runs from base 650 to 1531 and encodes 293 amino acids.